This is a messenger RNA of Drosophila willistoni, 1543 nucleotides long. RefSeq names its product probable cytochrome P450 313a4 (gene Cyp313a4). The record is from RefSeq and is a predicted model, not a curated record. Gene Ontology annotation, molecular function: iron ion binding; heme binding; monooxygenase activity. Bases 57 to 1532 code for a protein of 491 amino acids. Lineage: Eukaryota; Metazoa; Arthropoda; Insecta; Diptera; Drosophilidae. The transcript is spliced from 7 exons.
AAACUUGCGGUCGCGAUUUCUGUGGAGACCAGACAUUUUGAGGAAGGAUUUCAAUCAUGCUGACAUGGACAUUAUGGAGUGGGUUUAUCGUAGUUUUGUGGAUAUAUUUUCUAUGGACUCGUCGUCGAUAUUAUCUACUAACUCUAAAGAUACCCGGACCUCUUGGAUAUCCCAUUUUGGGAAUGGCUCAUAGACUUAUGCGCCGAGAAGAUAUUCUCAACGCAAUUGGCUAUUAUCUGCACAAACAUGGGAGUACAAUAUUCUCCUGGUUGGGACCAAUACCAUUUCUGAUAGUCAGUGAUCCACAGGCCAUACAGGAUAUCCUGACAUCACCUCACUGCAUAAAUAAAGGGAUUAUCUAUCAGGCUGUGGAUGAUGGGGCUGGCACUGGACUAUUUAGUUUACAAGAUCCUCGCUGGAGUGUACAUCGUAAGCUUCUGAAUCCAGCCUUUGGACACAAGGUGCUUCUUGGAUUUCUCCCUAUUUUCAACAAUGAGACGAAAAAUCUGCUCAGUUUACUGGACAGUCUGGCAGAUACAGGGGAAAAGGAUUUAAUACCACUACUUCAAAAUUUCACAUUGGGCAUAGCAACACAAACGACCAUGGGCAGCGAUGUGAAGGGAGAGGAAAAUUUUGAGAGUCACAGCUUGUUAGAACGGUAUCAAUGUGUAUUGGAAACCAUGACAGAUAUGUGCUUCUCGCCCUGGUUGAACAGUCAGUGGGUUCGCCAGCUCCUGGGCAAAGAGGAGCGCUAUUGGCGCGCAAAGACGGAGAUUCGUGAGUUUAUAAGAAAGCUAAUCGAGAAAAAUGUGCUUGAGGACGAAACAGCAGAUUUGGCCCCCAAAGAUAAGAAUAUAUUCUUUAAUCUCGCCAUCGAUCUGUUAAAACGUGGCGUCUUUAGUUGGAAGAAUGUCGAAGACGAAUCAAAUGUUAUGGUUUUUGGUGCUUUCGAGACCACGGCAAAUACUGUGUACUAUACGCUAAUGCUUUUAGCCAUGUUUCCCCAGUACCAGGAGAAGGCAUUUGAAGAGAUCAAGUCUUUGUUCCCGCACAAUGGUGACUUUGAUGUUUCAUAUGCCGAGACUCAAGAGAUGGUCUAUUUGGAUCUCAUCUUAAAUGAGUCCAUGAGAGUUGUGCCACCAGUACCUAUCGUUUCCAGGCAGACAUCUCAAGAUGUGCGGCUUUCAAAUGGAAUUGUUAUUCCCAAGGGUGUACAAAUUGCCAUUGAUAUAUUCCAUUUGCAUCGCAGCAAGUUGCUUUGGGGUCCCGAGGCUGAAACAUUUAAUCCCGAUCAUUUCUUGCCGCAUAUAUAUCAAGACAAGCAUCCCUACGCCUAUAUACCCUUCACCAAGGGUCUCCGAAAUUGUAUAGGUUGGAGAUAUGCCCUUAUUUCGGCGAAAGUUACAUUGGCCAAAUUGCUGAGAAAUUACGAGUUUAAAACUAGCUUUAUGUUUGAGGAUCUUUAUUUUAUUGAGGAUAUAACCAUUAAAUUAAAAUCCGUACCCCUAUUGGAACUAAAAAAAAGAAAGUAAUAAUAAAUUGA